Molecule: messenger RNA, 462 nt
Organism: Periophthalmus magnuspinnatus
Lineage: Eukaryota; Metazoa; Chordata; Actinopteri; Gobiiformes; Gobiidae
Product: acyl-CoA-binding protein-like
Exons: 4
Coding region: 156-416 (86 amino acids)
Biological process (GO): fatty acid metabolic process
Molecular function (GO): fatty-acyl-CoA binding
Source: RefSeq, a predicted model, not a curated record
CAUGGAUUUGUUUUUAAGCCAUGUGCGUUGCGUUACCGCCCACUUUUCUGACACCACACGCCCAAAAACUUGAUUUGCAGGACGAGUAGGACAAGAGCCUACUGAAAAGAACCGAUACUGAACUGCAGCUCAGCACGUGUGGCCCUGGUGAAAUCAUGUCUGAGGCCUUUCUGAAAGCAGCAGAGGAGGUAAAGGUGCUAAAACAGACCCCGAACAGGCAAGAAAUAUCUUCUCUGUACGGACUAUACAAGCAAGCCACAGUGGGAGACAUUGACAUUGAUGCGCCGGGAAUGUUUAGCUUUGUGGCAAAAGAAAAAUGGAACGCAUGGAACGCAAAGAAAGGACUCUCUAAAGAAGACGCUGAAGUUGAGUAUAUAAAGGUGGUGGAAUCACUGAAGGAAAAAUACGGCAUAUAAAUGUUUUUAUUAGGAAAUGUAUUAUCUACUUUCAAUAAUAACGUGG